UCCUCUCUCUGCGGCUCCGCCAGAUUGACAGUUAACUCCGGGCGGACGGCUCCUCGGCUAACUUUAUCAAAUCCUGCACGCUGGAUUUAACGCUGAUUCCGGAUUACACCCGUCUUCCUCAUGAGUGCCCAUCGCUGCUGAAGUAACGCACGAGGAAAUGAAAGUUUAAGAGCGCCCUUUAGCUGUGAAAAAAGAGAGAAAAGUAAAAUCGGGGGAUUAUUUGUGUUUCAUGGCUGCUGGGGAUGGGUCCCAGCUGCCGGCGACAAUAGCGGCCAGCAGGAGCGUGGAGAAAUCCCUGGAGGAGGCAGCGGCGAGCGGAGCCUUAGUCUUAUCCAACCGAAAACUGAAGGAGUUUCCCCGGACAGCGAAGAACUAUGACUUAUCCGACAUUACACACGCAGACCUGUCGAAGAACCGGCUGUGUGAGCUGUCAGAGGAGCUGUGCCAGUUCAUCUCUCUGGAGACACUCAGCAUCUACCACAACUGUGUGCGUUCUCUGCCCGCGUCGCUCUGUCAGCUACAGGCCCUCACCUACCUCAACCUCAGUCGUAAUCAGCUGUCCAGUUUGCCCCCGUCCAUAUGUCAGCUCCCCCUGCUGCGAGUCCUUAUCAUCAGCAACAACAAAUUAUCAGUCCUCCCAGCUUCCAUACACACUCUGACACACCUCCGACAACUGGAUGUGAGCUGUAAUGAGCUGCAGAGUUUGCCAGUGGAGCUGGGUCAGCUGGAGUGUUUACGGGAUUUGAACUUGAGGAGAAACCAACUCACCACCCUGCCAGAGGAAUUGUCUGAGCUGCCGCUCGUACGCUUGGAUGUUUCAUGCAACCGCAUCUCCCAUGUUCCAGUAUGCUAUCGGCAUCUGCAGCAUCUGCAGACCAUCUCUUUGGACAAUAACCCUCUGCAGAUGCCCCCGGCCCAGAUCUGCUCCAAAGGGAAGGUUCACAUCUUCAAGUACCUGAACAUGGAGGCGUGCAAGAGGAGCCAGGACCAGCUGGAGAGAGCUUUGCGGCCCAGCGGCUUCAACAGCUGUCUUUCAGAUCAGGAGCUGUUUCUUGGUCAGUAUAGUGGGCUGGACUCUGGCUUCAACAGUGUGGACAGUGGCAGCAAGAGAUGGUCAGGAAAUGAGUCUGCUGAUGAUUUCUCAGAGCGAUCUCUGCGAAUGCCUGAAAUUUCCCGUGAGCACACAAAUCUACAGGAAGAAGAGGAGAAAGAUAGGCUGCUGAAAACACCCAAAGUGGUGAAUGGAGAUAUAGAGCAGGUGGAUUUUAUUGACAACAGUGUAACAGAAGAGGAGGAUGAGAGCUGCAAGCCGGAGCCUCCUAGUCCUCCACAAACAUCACCCCCACAGGAGAAGACUGAAAGCAGCAGGACCACACCCUCCCAAAGCCCAGACUCCGUAGGCAGCAGGAGAUGUGUGGGCAGUGACUCAGCAGAAGGCUCUCCAUCCAGUCCUACGCUGGAGGAGAAGAAAAGGCCUGGAACGCUGCAGCUGUGGCAGGAGAGAGAACGAGCGCAGCAGCAGCGAGAGAGGGCCCGGGACAGCACUUUGCAGAAGAUGGCAGUGAAAACAGGAAGUCACUCGGUGGUGACAGCCAAACAGACAGGAACAGGAAGUGUCUCAGGUGGUGAGUCUACAGAAAGCAGUGCCUCUGUUAAUGGACUCAGACAGAGAUGUGCGAGUGCGGAUCAGAUGAGCUCCACCUUUCAGUCAGUAUCCCUGCAGCGCUCAGCAAGCCGCACAGAUGUUCCCUCCACUAAGCCCUGCUCUCCCACUGGCUCUACUCCCAAACCCAACAGCUUCCUCUUCCGUACUUCUUCACGCUGCAAUGUCAAGCCUUCAGGCUCUGUGCAGUGUUUGGCUGAGUCUGGUCGCAGUGAGUCUCGUUCUACGCUCAAAUCACCACGAGAGGAGAGAGCAGACGUCUCUCACUUACGCAAGUCUCUGGAGUCUCGUCUGAAGAUCACUCUUCCUGAAGACUUGGGGGAAGCAUUGUCUAACGGCACAGUCCUCUGCCAGCUAGCCAAUCAUGUACGCCCUCGAUCUGUGUCAAUCAUCCACAUUCCCUCCCCCGCAGUGCCAAAACUGAGCGCUGCCAAAUGUCGCCUCAACGUUGAAAAUUUCAUCGCUGCCUGCCGCAAGUUGGGUGUUCCUGAGACGGAGGUUUGUUUAGCGUCUGAUAUCCUGUGCAGCAAGCUGCGUGCAGUACAGCGCUGUGUGGAGGCUCUGUUGGCGAUAGGAGGAGGAGAGGAGGAGCUGAAGGAGGAGGAGAAAGCUUUAUCUCCCUCACCCUCUCCCUUCUCCAUCGUUCCCACCGGCUUCCUGCUCUUCUACUGCCUCGCCAUGGCCCUGCUCUACCUGCUCUACCAGCACCUAACUGCAUAGACUGUGUGUGCGUGCGCGUGUGUGUGUAUGCAAGAGUGUGCGACUGUGUCCUAAUCAGUGUGUGUCGCUUUCACACAUUAACAAAGCUUCCCAGCAGUGCACUUCCACAGAGCUGGCACAAGCUGUGACCUAUGAGGCAUAUGCUGCUCACCACAGGACGGAGCAGGAUGGAAAUGCAAAACUAAAUGAGCAUAUGUAAGGGCACUGCCAUCCACAUAGCCUGGCACUGACGCAGUGUGCACACUUAAACCCAGUACUGCACUGUUACACUGCAGUAAAUAGGCACAGAAUGAACACAGUGACUGUUUUAUGCUGUAGAUUAUCUCUCUUACCAGAGUUGUAUAUAAAAUGUAGAAUACUGUUACAGAAACGGCUGCAAAAUUAAUCUUCAUGAUAUGCUCUUAAAAAUAAAGGUGCCAAAAAGGGUUCUUUUGGAGCAGUGCCAUAGAGGAGCCACUUUUGCUUCCCCUACAGAA
Colossoma macropomum (tambaqui) is the source of this 2859-nucleotide messenger RNA. It is a transcript of the gene lrch4, whose product is annotated as leucine-rich repeats and calponin homology (CH) domain containing 4. Bases 230 to 2383 code for a protein of 717 amino acids. The record is from RefSeq and is a predicted model, not a curated record. The transcript has 18 exons. Gene Ontology annotation, molecular function: protein binding. Lineage: Eukaryota; Metazoa; Chordata; Actinopteri; Characiformes; Serrasalmidae.